UGGUAUAUGUAAGAAUUUUUCUUCAAGUUUGCGGUUUUUGUUCCAAGGUACCCGGAAACAUUCUCUCAAUAUUGUUUUUGUUUUCUUUGUGAGUGACUGUGUGACAGACAGAAAAUUCAAUCAAUGGGUUCAAAUGCCAAAACUUAUACUUUUGAGGAAAUCGCCAAACACAACAACAAAAAAGAUUGCUGGAUUAUUGUCAACGGAAAGGUGUAUGAUGUGACCCCAUUUUUGGAUGAUCAUCCAGGAGGCGACGAAUCUUUAAUUUCAUCAACAGGGAAGGAUGCUACAGUUGAUUUUGAAGACGUGGGUCACAGUGACUCUGCCAUUGAAAUGAUGCAUAAAUACUUUAUUGGGCAUGUCGACACAUCCACCAUGCCAACUGAAGUUAAAAACAAUCCGCCGCCAUCUAAACAAACACCCAAAGUUAGCGAUCAAUCAUCAGGAUUUGUUUCAAAGGCAUUGCAAUUCCUGUUGCCGUUGCUCAUAUUGGCCAUUGCAUUUGCUAUGCAGCACUAUGGAAAAAAGAAACAAGUCAGCGACUCAUAAAAACUGAACUUGAGGAAAACGUUAUUUUGUGUUGUGUAUCGGUCAAAUUUGUU
Messenger RNA from Trifolium pratense (red clover), 602 nucleotides. RefSeq names its product cytochrome b5-like. Lineage: Eukaryota; Viridiplantae; Streptophyta; Magnoliopsida; Fabales; Fabaceae. The transcript has 3 exons. Gene Ontology annotation, cellular component: intracellular membrane-bounded organelle; membrane. Gene Ontology annotation, molecular function: heme binding. Bases 124 to 549 code for a protein of 141 amino acids. The record is from RefSeq and is a predicted model, not a curated record.